Messenger RNA from Westerdykella ornata, 711 nucleotides. RefSeq lists its product as uncharacterized. The record is from RefSeq and is a predicted model, not a curated record. Bases 132 to 677 code for a protein of 181 amino acids. Lineage: Eukaryota; Fungi; Ascomycota; Dothideomycetes; Pleosporales; Sporormiaceae. The transcript has a single exon.
CGAAGUAAACAAACAAGGUUGCCAAGCGCAUGGUCGGUCUAGUGCGGAACGGGAAUAGCGUCAUUCCAUCUCACAUGUGACGGACACUUAAUUCACCACCUUGACCGGCAACGUCUAGUCUAUGAUUUCCUAUGACCUGUUUAACAAUGUUCGAAAAUAUAGAAUGCAACCCAAGAGUAGAUGUCGUUGCCAGAAUUUGGACAGGUGAGAUCCGUCGGCAGGUACGAGGUGACUCAGGAUCGAUCUUUGUCGGAACCUCUGAUGCUCAGUGUACCACAGCAUGCAUUCAAAUGAAAAGACCACCCACCUGGUCCUCAAUAUCUAUUAGGUCCCACGAUCGCACUGCAACAGGGAUUGUAAGAAUCGGCGGUUAUAUCGAAUCCAACGAGAGGUCCAAAUCGCUCCAUACACGUAUUCAUUCGACCCCUCUCCGUUGGAAGCCUGCGGUGUCCAGGUACCGCCCAACUAGACUAAUGUCUGUGUUGAGGGUUACUGUAACAGAAUGUACCUGCAUUGCACCACCAUGCCAUUUUAUCAUCCAAUUCAAUUCACUAAUAAAUCCUUUUACUGUGUAUGCUCGGGGAGAAGCCGAAGGAGAUAUAUGUGGGUUUUUGAACGCCUGCCGACGAAGACGAACCAGAGCCUUUACCUCAGGGAAAGGACAACUCAACAUCUGAGCCCUGCCAAAUUCUCAACAGCACGAGAAUUUUG